Choloepus didactylus (southern two-toed sloth) is the source of this 2369-nucleotide messenger RNA. It is a transcript of the gene IKBIP, whose product is annotated as IKBKB interacting protein. The transcript has 3 exons. Lineage: Eukaryota; Metazoa; Chordata; Mammalia; Pilosa; Megalonychidae. The record is from RefSeq and is a predicted model, not a curated record. The coding region runs from base 266 to 1507 and encodes 413 amino acids.
GGCAGCGGCGCGCUCGGCGUGGCGCGCGCCUGGCCGCGCCCCUACCCGCUCCUACCCGCCUCGCCCCCCGGCGUAUUGGAGGCCCGCACCAGCCUAGGAUUUUCGGUUUCCUCAGGUUCUGGGGAGGUUAAACAAAGGAGGAGGGAUGUGAGAUCUCCGCCUAGUUCAGCUCGAGGGUCGUGGAAGCCGGCUGUUUGGAGGGGCUGUGAAGCAGCGAAGAUGACUAGGAGAGGAAAGGGCCUCGUUUCUGGGCGGUGCCAACAUUAUGAGGGGCGCGGUCACCUCCUCAGCUUCCCGAGGAGGCAAAGGCAGCCACGUCCUGUUCCCUGAGGGUGAAGAAGCUACCUCGGGUCUCUUGUCCUCAGGACCUCCGGACAUGAACGAGCUGAAGAGCCGGAAGAAGUCGGGGCCCAAGGGAGCCCCCGCGGAGCCCGGGAAGCGGAGCGAGGGCGGGAAGAGCCCCGCGGCCCGGGGCGGUGGAGGCGGGGGCUGGGCGGAUCCCCGGACGGGCCUGAGUCUACUGUCGUUGGGGCUUUGCCUGGGCCUGGCCUGGUUUGUAUUUCAGCAGUCGGAAAAGUUUGCAAAGGUGGAAAGCCAAUACCAGUUACUGAAAAUAGAAACUGAUGAGUUCCAAGGACUUAGAAGUAAAAUCAGCUUAAUUUCCGAAAAGCUUGAGUCUACUGAAAGUAUCCUGCAGGAAGCUGCAUCAUCCAUGUCUUUGGUGACCCAGUUUGAGCAGAAAGUGUCCAGCCUCCAAAGCAUCAUGCAUGGCAUUCAGAAUAGUGAAGAAGUGCUCACUCAAAAGAUGCAGAGCCUUAAUGAGAAAUUCCAGAAUGUUACAGAUUUCUGGAAGAGAAGUCUAGAAGAAAUGAAUGUUAAUACAGACAUUUUAAAAUCAAAAGCAAAACAUAUACAUUCUCAAGUUACUGUCCAAGUUAACUCAGCUGAACAAGGAAUAAAACUGCUCAGUGAAAGGCUAAAAGAUUUGGAAGAUAGCACACUAAAAAAUAUUAGAACAAUAAAAAGACAAGAAGAAGAGGAUCUUCUCCGAAUAGAGGAACAGCUUGGCUCAGAUACAAAAGCAGUUGAAAAGUUAGAAGAUGAACAACGUGCUCUCUUUGCCAGAGAUGAAGAUCUGAUGAAUAAACUUUCUCACUAUGAACCCAGAGUUGAAGAAUGCAAGACACAUUUACCAACAAUUGAAAGUGCUAUUCACUCUGUUCUCAGAGUCUCUCAGGACCUGAUAGGGACAGAAAAGAAAAUGGAAGACUUGACUAUGCAGAUGUUUAAUAUGGAAGAUGAUAUGCUGAAAGCAGUGUCUGAAAUAAUGGAGAUGCAGAAAACCCUUGAAGGAAUUCAGUAUGAUAAUAGCAUAUUAAAAAUGCAAAAUGAACUGGAUGUUCUAAAAGGAAAAGUCCACAGUUUUAUAGCAUAUUCAAGUACAAAGGAAAAAGGAAAUUUGGAAGAAUAUAAUCUAGACAAUAAGGGAAUUGGCAAUGAUUUUUAAACUCACUACAUUCAUUGUGAUGAGCCAUAUUAUUUUAUUUGUGAAUUGACUAGUUCCAUGCUUUUGAGUUAUUAUGAUAUGCCUCAUUUUAUUAUCCUGCAUUAUUGGCAAAUGCAUGAAAUCCACACAGUGGGUUAUCCAGAUAAACAAAGUUUAUCUUUUUAAGCAGUAAAACUUAUUUCAUUUUAAUCAUUUAAAUAGAAACUUUUCUAAAAUAUAUAUUUCUCUGCUUUCUAAAGUAGUUAAUAAUUUUUAAUGUUUUCAAUAAUUCGUGGACAUCAUUAUGAAUUUCACCUAUUAUAGUGAACCCAUAUAUAUUGAUUCUCUAGGAGCUACUGAGGCAUAUUAACCACUUCACUAAGUGACCUCAGCUUGCUAUUUUUCUAACUUUAUAUCUGUUUUUUAUAUUUUGUAUGUUUUAAUUCUGUCUAAAAUAAAAGGUAUAGCACGUACAAGGGGGGAGGGGUUUUGGUAUAAAUUAAUAUGAACUUUCUUAAAUCUGUGAAGCCUGGGAAACUUUUUUGUUCUUUGUUAAGAUUCUAAACUAAAUUACAGGUACUUGUAAAAGUUCUGUUUAAAAUAAGAGUAAAUAUGUUAUUAUUGAUGUCCUUUCCUAUGAAUUAUGUGUGUGUGCUUUGAAGAAUGACUUUUGGAAUAUCUUUGUGUACCUGGGUUUUUUGUUUGUUUUUUAUAGGUUAAAACUGUGUUACAGACUCUUGAGUUACCUCUAUAUAAAUUAGUCUACUUACAAUCAAAAUAUACCAACAAACCUAUGGCCUAUUUUAAAGAGAAAAAAAAAAAAACAGCAUAAUGAUGAAUUAUGAUAAUUAAAAGUAUGUCAUUAUUUUAAAGAUACCUCAAA